Molecule: messenger RNA, 2140 nt
Organism: Oncorhynchus masou masou (cherry salmon)
Lineage: Eukaryota; Metazoa; Chordata; Actinopteri; Salmoniformes; Salmonidae
Product: zinc finger protein RFP-like
Exons: 2
Coding region: 171-1808 (545 amino acids)
Molecular function (GO): protein binding; zinc ion binding
Source: RefSeq, a predicted model, not a curated record
GAACUGAAACUAAAGUAGAGAGACGUACAGUAUAUUGUUUACGGGACCAAACUCUCCAGCACUUCAGAAACCUACUAAAUAGCUACACAUUCAGACUACACACUGACUCUCCUACCCUUUGACACCACAAACAGGAAGGACAGAGAUAUCAUCCACAAAAACAUCCAGAUAUGGCCACCUCCAGCAGUCUCCUGUCUGAAGAGCAGUUCCUGUGUUCUAUCUGUCUGGAUGUGUUCACUGAGCCAGUCUCUAUUCCAUGUGGACACAAUUUCUGCAAGGCCUGUAUCACAAAGUACUGGGAUACCAGUGACCUGUGCCAGUGUCCCAUGUGUAAAAAUACAUUUGAUAAGAGACCAGAUCUGUUCGUCAAUACUUUCAUUUCUGAGAUGGCUGCUCAGUUCAGACAGACAGUUGAAGUGAAAGCUACCAGCAGCCCGGACCAAUGCUCUGCCAUGAUAGUAGAAGUGUCCUGUGACAUCUGCACUGGGAUGAAGCUCAAGGCCCUGAAGUCCUGUCUGGUGUGUCAGACCUCUUACUGUGAGACUCACCUGGAGCCUCAUCAGAGAGUCGCAGCCUUAAAGAGACACAAGCUGAUCAACCCUGUGGAGAACCUGGAAGACAGGACGUGUAAGAAGCAUGAGAGACUCCUGGAGCUGUUCUGUAGGAGUGACCAGACAUGUCUUUGUGUCUUGUGCUUGAAAGCAGACCACAUGACUCAUGACACUGUCCUUCUAGAGGAAGAGUAUGGAGAGAGGAAGGCUCAGUUGGGGAAGACUGAGGCAGAAGUGCAGCAGAUGAUCCAGGAGAGACUGAAGAAGGUUCAGGAGAUCAAACACUCAGUAGAUCUCAGCAAGAGAGAGGCAGAGAGAGAGAUAUCAGACAGUGUACAGGUCUUCACUGCUCUGGUUCACUCCAUUGAGAGAAGUCAGGCUGAGCUCAUUGAGGUGAUUGAGGAGAAGCUGAAAGCAACAGAGAGGCAGGCUGAAGGGUUCAUUAAAGAACUGGAGCAGGAAAUCACUGAGCUACAGAGGAGAAGCACUGAGGUGGAGCAGCUCUCACACACUGAGGACCACCUCCACCUCCUACAGAGCUUCCCAUUCCUCUGCACCCCUCCACCCACCAAGGACUGGUCUGAGAUCAGUGUUCACAGUGAUCUGUGUGUGGGGACUGUGAUGAGAGCUGUGUCUCAACUGGAGGAGACACUGAAUAAACAGAUGGAGAAGCUGCCUGAAGUCAAACUGAAGAGGAUUCAGCAGUAUGCAGUGGAUGUGACUCUGGAUCCUGAUACAGCACAUCCCAAACUCAUCCUUUCUGAAGAUGGGAAACAGGUGAGACAUGGAGGCACACAACUUUAUAAACCUUAUAAUCCAAAGAGGUUUGACAGAGCUUUAAAUGUCCUAGGACAGGAGGGUUUCUCCUCUGGGAGAUUUUACUAUGAGGUGAAUGUUCAGGUGAAAACUACAUGGACUUUAGGAGUGGCCAGAGAGUCCAUCAACAGGAAGGAGAAGAUCACAAAGACACCAUUUCAUGGAUUCUGGGCUGUGGUCCUAAGGGAUGAAUGUAAGUUCUCCGCCUGUACCUCCCCCCGUGUCCCCUUAUACCUGAGAAAAAAGCCCCAGAAGGUGGGGGUGUUUGUGGAUUAUGAGGAGGGUCAGGUCUCCUUUUAUGAUGUGGAGGCCAGGUCUCUUAUCUACUCUUUCACUGGCUGCAGCUUCACUGGGAAACUCUAUCCAUUCCUUGGCCCUGGCAAUGAUAAAAAUGGAAACUUUGUCCCUCUGAUCAUCUCUCCUGUCAAUCACACAGACUGAGUUCUAAACUGAACUAAAUGACCAGUACAUUUAGUAAAUGUAGAAUAAUCAUAGUCUGUUGUCAUACACCAGGGAGAAUAUUUCACUGUAAUGUAAUUACUGGUUGUGGUUGUUUGGGUCCACCAGCCUUGUUAGAUAUAAGAACAUCUCUCCAGGCUCAUAAGGUAUGGGAGUUACAGUACAUUUCGGAGGAUUAUCCUGAGAUAAUAUAAGCAAUAUGUUUGUUUUUUUAAGCUCAUUUAUUGUUUGCACUGUAUAUCUCUAAUAACCUUUAAUAAACUUGAAUCCUGCAUUUGGAAUCAUACAGUAGAAGUAAGAAAUACUUGAGUCAU